Momordica charantia (bitter melon) is the source of this 771-nucleotide messenger RNA. NCBI's taxonomy places the organism in Eukaryota, Viridiplantae, Streptophyta, Magnoliopsida, Cucurbitales, Cucurbitaceae. The record is from RefSeq and is a predicted model, not a curated record.
AUGGUACAACUGGCAAACACUACAACUCAGUUCAUGUCCGAAACAAAGACUAACUUCCAAAAUCAAGCAGCUUUUAUUCGUAACUUAGAGGUACAAGUUGGUCAGUUUGCCAACAUCAUGGUGGAUAGGCUUCCAGGUAAUUUGCCAAGCACAACAGAAGUCAAUCCAGUGGAGCACUGUAAGACAAUUACCUUGAGGAGUGGUAAGGAAUUGGUUGAACCAGAGCAAAAUAAGAAGCCUACAAAAGCAGUUCAACAAACAGAGAUUACACCAGAACCAUCUACUAAGAUAGUUGAGGACACUGCGACACCACAAUUACCCAGUUCAUUGGCCAUUCCAUUUCCUCAACGUCUCCAGAAAAACAAAAAGGAUAAGCAGUUUAGUAAGUUUAUUGAUAUUUUUAAGAAACUAUAUAUUAACACUCCUUUUAUAAAUGCUCUCACACAAAUGCCACAGUAUAUGAAAUUCAUGAAGGACAUCUUGCAGAAGAAAAGAAAGCUGGAGGAUUAUGAAAUGAUCCUACUCACAAAGGAGUGUAGUGCUAUACUACAAAGAAAACUUCUGCCCAAACUGAAAGAUCCAGGGAAUUUUUUUAUUCCUUGUUCAAUUGGUGAUGUUGUCUUUGAAAAUGCUUUAUGUGAGUUAGGAGCCAAUAUUAACUUACUCCCUUUAUCUAUUUCCAGGAAAUUGGGACUUGGAGAGGUGAGACCGACCACAGUUUCAUUGCAGCUGGCUGAUAGAUCAAUAAAGUACCCAAGGGGGGAUCAUUGA